AUGCUCACGGGGCCUGGAUGGCUAGGCGGUGGGCGCCGGUCCAGCGCUCCCCGGGGACCGCUUCGGCGGUCACGGUCGACGUCGAGAUGGAUGACCUCCGCAAUGUUGCUUGGGAUAUUGUCGCUACGCUCGAUUUUCCAUGAAGACCAACAUGAUGAGGCUACGGAACAUACAACAGAAAUGUUUCUCGACAACAGAGGAAUUCUCCUUAAUAAAUGA
Necator americanus (New World hookworm) is the source of this 219-nucleotide messenger RNA. RefSeq lists its product as uncharacterized. The transcript has 3 exons. Lineage: Eukaryota; Metazoa; Nematoda; Chromadorea; Rhabditida; Ancylostomatidae. The record is from RefSeq and is a predicted model, not a curated record. The coding region runs from base 1 to 219 and encodes 72 amino acids.